AUGUUAUCGUUGAGACCCUUUUUGGAGGACCCUUUGCAGACUAGUCCAGCGCGAGCCUAUUUGGACCCCUGUGAAGACAGUGGAGUUGGCACCGUCACUCUGGUGCUCGGUCCCAAAUCACGGCUGAUCCCUCUUUUGGACGAAUUGGGCCCCCAACAAACAGUCUCCAACGUGUUUAUUGAUCUGUUUCGUGUCCAUGCCUGUUUGAUGGAGUGGGCAGUGUCAAUCUCGGGCCCACCGCAGAGGGUCUGGGAUAUCUACUCUUUGGAAAACACCGCCGUUACCCACAAACAACGGGCCCCGCUUCAGAAAAUGGACCUCAACACCAACACCACCAUCGCCAAACAGUACAGAGUGCUCCGACAAGAAGCAGGGUCGCUCAUCGGGAAGAAAGGACGAGACAUCGAAAAGAUCCGAGAGCAAACAACCGCAAAAAUCAAGAUCCACUCGCCAGACGAGCUGGACCUGAAAACUAAUCAAACACAACUCAUAGAAGUCUCCGGAUCAAAAGAAGAAGUGCUCCACGCGGAACGACUGAUCCAAACAAAAAUCUUCAACUACCGUGCUACCAAAAGUUGA
This is a messenger RNA of Ogataea philodendri, 579 nucleotides long. RefSeq lists its product as uncharacterized. The record is from RefSeq and is a predicted model, not a curated record. Gene Ontology annotation, molecular function: mRNA binding. Gene Ontology annotation, biological process: regulation of gene expression. The transcript has 2 exons. Gene Ontology annotation, cellular component: cytoplasm; nucleus. The coding region runs from base 1 to 579 and encodes 192 amino acids. NCBI's taxonomy places the organism in Eukaryota, Fungi, Ascomycota, Pichiomycetes, Pichiales, Pichiaceae.